This is a messenger RNA of Trichobilharzia szidati, 1420 nucleotides long. Lineage: Eukaryota; Metazoa; Platyhelminthes; Trematoda; Strigeidida; Schistosomatidae. The record is from the annotation of a GenBank genome assembly.
GUGUUUUAGUGUUUCACAGAGUGAGUCCUCUUCUCAAGGUUUCCCGCACAUUGCGAAUUUCACAGAAAUAUGAAGGCGUUAAUACUUAUAGGAGGAUAUGGUACUAGACUACGUCCACUGACACUUAGUAUCCCAAAACCACUUGUUGAAUUCGCCAAUAAACCUAUGCUACUUCAUCAGAUAAAAGCUUUGCUAGAGGUUGAUAUAAGUGAAAUUGUACUUGCAAUCAACCGACAAGCUGAGCCUUUGGAAGCAAGCAUAAGGGAGCACUGUAAUUCAGUGAUACAAAAUAGAAAUGUUAAGUUGAUAUUUUCAUAUGAAGAUGAAGCUCUGGAUACUGGCGGUCCAUUGGCACAAGCAGCUCCUUAUUUGGCUGGGGAAAGAUUCUUUGUGCUAAACAGUGACAUCAUUUGUAACUACCCUUUUAAGAGAAUGAUUGAAUUUCAUUUGUCUCAUGGUCAUGAAGGGACAAUGACAGUCACCAAAGUUGAAGAACCAUCAAAGUACGGUGCUGUUGUGCAUAAUGACCAGACUGGUCUUGUUAAGCGUUUUGUUGAAAAGCCAUCAGAAUAUAUCGCCAACAGAAUUAAUGCUGGUCUUUAUAUUUUUGAACCUAGUAUUCUCAAACGUAUUGAGGCGAAACCAAUGUCUAUUGAAACAGCUGUCUUCCCAGAGAUGGUGAGAGAUGGUGAAUUGUACUGCAUGGAAUUCUCGGGAUUUUGGAUGGAUAUCGGCCAACCGGCGGAUUAUUUGGCUGGAUUGCGAUUAUAUUUAGGUCAUUUAUAUGAGUGCAAAUCACCUCUGCUGACAGUUGACCCAGGGCUAAUUGGAAACGUCCUUGUUCACGAAACUGCAAAAAUAGGUCGUGACUGUCGAAUUGGACCUAAUGUAACAAUAGGCGCAGGUGCUAUUAUUGAAGACGGUGUACGCAUAAGUAAUUCUGCUAUAUUUUCAAAAUCAAUUAUUAAAUCACAUGCAUGGUUGAAUAACUGUAUUGUUGGUUGGCGGUCAGUUGUCGGAAAAUGGGUGAGAAUGGAAAAUGUUACAGUUCUAGGUGAAGAUGUAACCGUAAAAGAUGAAUUGUUUUUGAAUGGAGCACUUGUUCUACCGCAUAAUUCAAUAUCACAAUCUGUCUCUGAGCCUCAUAUUAUUAUGUAACCCUUUUUUCUUUUCUCUGUUUGUCCUGUUAUAUUUGUUUUAUUUGGCUUCUUCUUCCCCUUCCUUUUUUUAAAUUCUGCAAUAAUAUCACGUAAACAAGUGCAAUUUACUCUUCUACACUAAUUUACUUACCUACUAGUCAUGAUGUUUAUUUGUAUUGCUGAAAUUCUUUCCGCAAUCUUUUUCAGUUCAUUUAGGUAGUUAAGUUAUAUAUAAUAUAGAUAUGAUGGUUUGAGACAUUUUCAGAUACCCUCCCUCCCCG